Molecule: messenger RNA, 399 nt
Organism: Oncorhynchus gorbuscha (pink salmon)
Lineage: Eukaryota; Metazoa; Chordata; Actinopteri; Salmoniformes; Salmonidae
Product: gastrotropin-like
Exons: 3
Coding region: 94-351 (85 amino acids)
Biological process (GO): fatty acid transport
Cellular component (GO): nucleus; cytosol
Molecular function (GO): fatty acid binding
Source: RefSeq, a predicted model, not a curated record
GACAGGUUGUCACUCAGUACCUGACUCUUCCCUGCUGGUCUUGGAACUGCUUCUCCCUCUCCUACUCUACCUCUCCUUUGCUUUCUGUACACCAUGGCCUUCGCUGGAAAAUGGGAAACUGAGUCCCAGGAAGGAUACGAUGAAUUCUGCAAGCUCCUUGGCAUCCCUGAUGACAUCGUUGAGAAGGGUCGUGACUACAAGCUCAUUACUGAGGUGGUGCAGAACGGCAAUGUGUUCUCAUGGUCCCAGCUCUAUCCCACAAACAAGACCAUCAGCAACAAGUUUGUCAUUGACCAGGAAUGUGACAUGGAGUCUAUUGGAGGGAAAACGUUCAAGGAAAUGGCUUCCUGAAAUCCCUCAAGCAGCUGAUUGGUCGACUCCAUGGCUAAUUGGAGAGCU